Molecule: messenger RNA, 567 nt
Organism: Cylindrotheca closterium
Lineage: Eukaryota; Bacillariophyta; Bacillariophyceae; Bacillariales; Bacillariaceae
Source: the annotation of a GenBank genome assembly
AUGGUAGCCAAACUCCCCAAAGGUGUCGGGGAACUUCCCGAAUGGUGGAUGGAAUUGUGCCCACACAACAUUUACGAGUCUCCCGAAGAAACCGCUCGCAUGCAAGCAGCUUACGAAGAAUCGCAGAUCUUUUCACGAGUUCCAGACAAUUUCAAGCAACAGUACGGUGGAGAUGCCUUUCCCGAUUGGAAUCCAGCGGAACAUGGACCCAUGGGAGAUGAAAUGACAAAGGAUUGGGAAAAGAAAGGAUACAAACGAGACCCGGCCAGCAACAAGUGGGUGGGUAAGGAUGGGCAGCCUUUGGUAGGACGUCAAUUUACCAUCAAGCCUCCAAAGGGGUAUGUGCCUGGUAAAAGUGGUGGUUCUGGAUUUGGUGGUGGUGGUGGUGGAUUGAAGUCUCCUUCUGGCGGCGGUGGUUACGCCAAUGAUAAAACGUCAUGGGAAAAGCCUGCUUGGACGACCAAGAAACUUCGAUCGACAGGGAAAUCACCGGCUGCCAAAACAACUCCUGCUGGCGGAGCUAAUAAAGCUCCAGGGAAAGUAGCCAAACCAAGUUGGAUGAAGUAA